Molecule: messenger RNA, 306 nt
Organism: Ustilaginoidea virens
Lineage: Eukaryota; Fungi; Ascomycota; Sordariomycetes; Hypocreales; Clavicipitaceae
Exons: 2
Coding region: 1-306 (101 amino acids)
Biological process (GO): positive regulation of mitotic metaphase/anaphase transition
Cellular component (GO): anaphase-promoting complex
Source: RefSeq, a predicted model, not a curated record
AUGAACAAAGACUCCUCCCUCACGCAGAUCCACAUGCACCGCGCCUCGGACGCCGACCUCUUCGAGGACUUUUGCAAGGACAAGCUGCCCUGCGACGACAUCUACGUGGCGCCGCAGCACCAGCCCAUCAACCCCGAGGACGAGGACGACGUGGUGCCCGACCAGCACGCCGCGUUUGGCAUCCAGCGGGCCACGCAGAAGGUGCGGGAGCCGGCGUGGAGGGACCUGGGGCUGGGGGCGCUGAUGACCAAGGGGCCCGGGCGAGGGCAGCGGGUGGCCGGCAAGGCGGGCGGGAUGCCCAGGUGA